Molecule: messenger RNA, 1572 nt
Organism: Chanos chanos (milkfish)
Lineage: Eukaryota; Metazoa; Chordata; Actinopteri; Gonorynchiformes; Chanidae
Product: glucocorticoid modulatory element-binding protein 1-like
Exons: 10
Coding region: 1-1572 (523 amino acids)
Biological process (GO): regulation of transcription by RNA polymerase II
Cellular component (GO): nucleus
Molecular function (GO): RNA polymerase II cis-regulatory region sequence-specific DNA binding
Source: RefSeq, a predicted model, not a curated record
AUGGUAGAUGCUGAUGUGUUGAUGUCCAUGGGAGACAUAGUGAUGAUGAAGGAGGAGGAAGGGGACUCCAGUAAUAGUCACAAGACUCAGGUUAUCCUGCAUCUGCAGUCCAUCUCACAAGGGACAAAUGAAGACAUUGCAGAUUCAGGUACAGCUGUUUUGGCUGUAGAGACCAGUCAAGAGAACAGGAAGUCAGACGGCGAGGAGAUUGAGUAUGGAUAUCCUAUCACCUGUGGUGAGAGCAAAGCAGUGCUUCUGUUUAAGAAGUUUGUGUGUCCAGGGAUCAACGUCAAAUGCGUUAAGUUUAACGGUCAGCUCAUUAGCCCUAAGCAGUUUGUGCACCUGGCUGGUAAAGCCACGCUAAAAGACUGGAAAAGAGCCAUCAGACUGGGCGGGGUCAUGCUCAGGAAAAUGAUGGACUCGGGUCAGAUUGACUUUUAUCAGCAUGAUGUUGUGUGUACGAACUCCUGUCGCAGCACCAAGUUCGACCUGCUCAUCAACAACACGCGGUACCCCCCCAACGCGCUUCAGACACCCACCUCCCCCCUGCCAGGAAAUUUGGGCCAAGUAACUACAGUAGAAGAGAAGACAGAGGACAUGGUCAGUGUUGUCCUGGAUUCAUCUCCCGGUCAGUUUAUUCCCGCUGCCUUAGCAACUAAUGGAGAGAUCAGACGAGACUCCGAGGACGUAACCGAUGAGACUCUGAGUUUCUGGAAAGGCAUUGCGGAAAUGGGCUUGAUGGGAGAGGUUGUGUCCACCAUCCGCACUGAGCUGCUGGCCAUGCUGAGAGGAGUAGAGAGGCGUAGCGAUCAAGCCACCCUGCUCGAAGCAGAUGUGGCUGUUUUGAACAGCCUUACUCAGAUGUUCGGUCUGCUGGAUUCAGUGAGGCAUGUUUUAGAAUUACAACGCAGCAAGACUGAUGAGAAUCAGCAACAAAUCCUUAACACACUCAAUGUUUUAGAAAGCCAACUGGAUAGGCAGAAGAGACAGGGUCGUGAUUGGCGGCCAAACCCCCAGCCAGGUGCCUCUCUUCGGCCUAAAGAGGGCUCCUCCAAGCCCAGCCUGGGCAAACGGCCAAGGCUACAGCGGUCUUCCUCUACCAGCGUGCUGACCGCCACGCCGCCGCAGUUCACCGUUCUCUCCCCUAUCACUCUGGCCACGGUGGGUCAGCCCCUCACCGUAGCCGGCCUACCUGUGGCUACCUUGGCCCAGCUACCCAUUGGUUCCCAGUUACUCCCCCAAUACACCACCACCACCACCACCACAAACUCAGGCAGUAAGGGCAAGGCGGAAAACAUAGCUUUGCACCCGGGCUCAGGGCUUACCCUCCUCAACUCAAGCAUAGGCAUAGGGGCUGGGAGCUCCGUGGAAGUCCUUCACCUGAGCCAGGAGGCAGGAGAGGGAGUUCGGGACGGAGAGGAACAGGAGGACCGACCUGGGGAAGAGAAGUUUCUGGUGGUGCAGGUGGGGAUGGAGCCCAGCACGGCGAUGGCGGAGGAGCCGGCAGAGACGGAGCAGAAUGGCGAUGUGAUCUGCCUUGGUAUGAGGCAGCUGGUGGCACAGAUGUAUUAA